This is a messenger RNA of Bradysia coprophila, 1138 nucleotides long. RefSeq names its product DM4/DM12 domain-containing protein Desiccate (gene Desi). Lineage: Eukaryota; Metazoa; Arthropoda; Insecta; Diptera; Sciaridae. The record is from RefSeq and is a predicted model, not a curated record.
AUGAUUAUUGUACAAUGGAAUGAAGUCAUAUAAUCGGGUAACUUCCAUUAUGAUGGCAAUAUUUUGUGCGGACAAUUAAGUUAAAAGCUUCUUGAAAUUCAGAAGGUAAUUCGCAAUACAUCCAUUAUGCAUUGUUCAAAAUUGACGGAUUGUAACCGACAUUUUCGUAUAAAACUGAAAAUUUCAUCAAAAUGUUGGUUAGUUCUCGUUUUGUGAGUGGUGUGGCUUUAUUGUGGUAAGAAAAGUGAACAAGAAACUCGGAGCAAUAAAUUGAAAAACCAACAGACAAACAAAAACGAAAAGAAAAUAAAUUCAGAAGCAGUGAAAAUGGUGAAGCUAAAUGCGAAUUUGUUUAAAUUACUGGGUGCCCUGUUAGUGGUGAUUUUAAUUUGUAAAUCCUGUGGAGCCGUUCCCAAAUAUGAGGAACAGAAUACCUAUCCAAAUAAUCAAUGGCGCCGGAAUUACAAGGAAAAUGAUACAAAAGCUGAUUCAUCAUCAGUUAGUGACCGGGCUGAACGUUUAGGAUUCACAACCGGAUAUGGAUCCCAAGGAUAUCCGUAUUCUGGAUCGGGAGUUGGCGUUUAUAGUCCACUGAAAAUUGAUUUAGGUGGUGUGGUGAUUGGUGCACUUAUCGGAAUCGGUGCUCUACUUAUUGUUCCGAAAUUUUUAAGCGCAUUCAAUGGUGGCUACGGUGGUGCUGGAAAUUACAGAAGUGUUGAUGGUGAUCCUAGUGGACUUACGGAAAUGCUGACUAAAAUCGAUGACAUUCUGGGUAAAAAUAAUAUCGAUUCGACAACUUGCGUUCAACGGGCCGUCUGUACUUAUGUACGUUCAGCCGAAUAUCAUAUGACGAUGGGAACGGCCGAUCAAUCCGAUCAAAUCAUUCACACUUUGACUGGUAACGCGUUGGUCGAAUACAUGCUUGACGGUACGGCUAUUAAGGAAGCUCUGGAAAAUGGAAAGAAUAUGGAUGCCAGAGAUUGUGAUACCAUCUAUCCGGGAUGCCCGUUGGACAAGCAAUCGUCGAUGCAAAUGCUCACUAAAUUGUUACCCAAAAAUGGACAAUAAUUUUAUGGAAGAUUAAGCGGCACAUCCUUUUUAUUAAUUAUUUUUGUAAUCGAAACUUGCAUAAAAACAU